AUGUGGCUUCUCAAGAGCCUAACCGUUGUCCAAAGCCUGAUUGGCUUGGGAAUGGCUCUCGCCAUGGCCCAGACAGGAUCGGAAACGCAGACUUACAACCCCGCCACCGACCUCAAGCUCCCCUACAGCCUAGACACAGUCUCAGCCAUGGUUAGCGUCGUCAUGAAAAAGCCAUCCAUCGUGCUGGAGAACUUGCCCUCGCUCAGCGACGUCAAGUGUGCCGACGGCAACGUCAUUUUGUCAUUCACAAAUGCCGAAGCUGUCAAAGCUGUCCGGGAUGCUUGGCCCAGCUCCGGCGACUUGAUUCUCGUUAUGGAUGAGGCUCCGGGCACCUGCAGCGGCGAUAGAGAGCGCGGCUUUUUCCUGGUCAGCGAACUUGUCCACGACGAAGAGACAUUUACCAUCACGGCGACUGCCGAAAAACGUGACCCCAAGGACGAGAUGGACGACGUCGUUGUUCAUUUUACCCGCACGACCGAGGCUACUGCUGAGGAGAGAGCUGAUCUCGUGGCCAGAAGCGGAAAAAAGACACUACGUUUAGGCCCCAAGACCUUCAAGGUGGACAUGUCAAACAAGACACUCAUCAACACCAAGCCCCUAUAUAUACGUACGGACCGCGCCACUUUUACCAGUACCGUGCAAAUUGAAGGCCACGUGCACUUUAGUUUUGCGAAGAUGAAGUUGAAGGAGUUUAACAUCCAACUGGAGCUCGAUUACGACCUCGACUUGAACGUAACCGCGCGCGUUAACAGCCGUAUAGGGUUCGACCCCCUCACCUUCAGCCCCCUCGUGGUCGGUAUUCCGGGCGUCUACAUCCCGGGCAUGCUUUAUAUCGGCCCCCGAGCCGCCAUAUCUUUCGGCGUCGAAGCGGCAGCCGAAGGUCCUGCCAACAUCACAGCCGGAUACCGCUCCACUAUAAAGGGCGCCACGGCGCGUUUGGACCUGCUGAACAAAAAUGGCACCAAGGCCGAGGGCUGGACACCUAACAAGACCGCGUCCGUAGACGUGUCGACGCGGAUGCAACUGCAGCUCAACCCGUUUGCGGACCUGACCGUGGAGUUUGCCAUUAGGAUGUUCGGGGGUAUAGUUGACCUGGGCACCGGACUCACCGCGCGCUCGACGCUGGUCAAUGCCUACGUGAUCGGAUCCAACUUUACGCACAACGGGACGGGCAUUGAGCUGACCGGACCCAAGUGCCCCGACUCGGCGGUGAUGGGCUCCUGCUGUUUGAACUCGGCGUGGUACGAGCGCAGGUUCUGGUUCGAGAUCAGGGCCUUCGUGACGUCCUUUUAUCGCAUCCCGCUGUUCAAGGUCGUCGACCCCAUCGACAAGACAGAGUGCUGGCCUUUGGAGCAGCCGGAAAAUGGGUGGGCGGUGUUGGCUAAUGCGUCGAGGGUCGGGAAUUGGACGGGCUCGCUGCAGAAGCCAAAAUGUAAGAAGAGGAUGUCCAAUAUUCUUGAAGCCACACAUCUUUAUACGAUCUAG
Molecule: messenger RNA, 1485 nt
Organism: Pyricularia pennisetigena
Lineage: Eukaryota; Fungi; Ascomycota; Sordariomycetes; Magnaporthales; Pyriculariaceae
Exons: 1
Coding region: 1-1485 (494 amino acids)
Source: RefSeq, a predicted model, not a curated record